GGCCCUGCAUUUGUUGAUAGAAACCUAACCUGUAUCGCAAUUUUUUUUCUCUAUUGAUUUGUCUAUUGACUUGUCUGUUAGUUGCGUGACGGAUAUUGUUCCGUUACGAAAUUGAAGCAAGAUGGACAAGCACGAAAGUAUAAAUAAAAUAUUCUUGGGUGAAAUUGUUUCAAUUCAAAAUUAUGGAGCUUUUAUCAGAAUACCGGGUACGUCGGAACAGGGCUUGGUACACCGGUCGCAGGUAAGCACGGUUCAUGUCGACAAUGUUGCAGAGGUUUUGCAAAAGGGUGAGCGGGUCUGGUGUAAGAUAAUCUCCAUUACGGAGGAUGGUAAAAUAGGGCUAUCCAUGAAGUAUGUAAAUCAAGGAAAUGGCACAGACCUGGACCCUAACGGCGUCGAGCUGCAGAGAGACAUACAACGAAAGAAGAACCCAGGGACGAUUCAGCGAAAGGUUAUACAGUUAGAAGCAAUAUUGAAUACUACAUGUACCAAGUGUGGAACCAAAGGACAUUUGUCCAAGGAUUGCUUUAUGUCUCCCGAUGGUAAGAAGUACGAACUGAUCCCGGAAAUCGAAGAGAAAAGUAUUCCAGAACCGAAUAACGAAAAAAACACUGAAAAAAAAGUAGAAAAGAAACACAAGUCAAAAAAGAAGAAGAGAAAGUCGAAAAAGAGCAAACAAUCCUCUGACGACAGCGAGGCCGAGGACAAGGAGAGAAGUAAGAAGAAAAAGAAGAAAACUUCUAAGGAACAUAAGAAGCACAAGAAGAAGUACAGUAGCAGCUCAAGCGACUCGUCAUCUAGCCACGAUGUAAAGGCUCACAAACGGAAACACUUGGAGGAGCACGAACCGCAUACCAAAAAAUGCAAGCAUGCGAAAAUUAAGCAUUCAGAUUAAUUGAUAUCAACCACGCUUUUCUUAAUAAAUAUAAGCUCGCUAUUAUA
This is a messenger RNA of Pogonomyrmex barbatus (red harvester ant), 942 nucleotides long. Its product is annotated as zinc finger CCHC domain-containing protein 17. Gene Ontology annotation, biological process: RNA stabilization. The record is from RefSeq and is a predicted model, not a curated record. Gene Ontology annotation, molecular function: RNA binding; zinc ion binding. Lineage: Eukaryota; Metazoa; Arthropoda; Insecta; Hymenoptera; Formicidae.